AUGUUACAGCUUAUCUUUCUACUAGCGUUAGCUUGUCACUGCAGAGGAGAGGACCCUCCAGUACCAGAUAUUACGAAGACUCUCAAAUCCGUCCAAGAUCCCAAUAGCAUCUCGUCUGGUGACUACGACGUCGUCGUUUUCCUGAAUGACGAUAUUUUCAACCUGGAGAAUGAGUUUAAGAUACUCGGUGAAGCCCUCGUGCAAUAUAAUGGGCUGGAUUCUACAACUCCCAACAAGAUGCAGGUUAUCCCAUUCCUUGUGCAUCCGAAUAAAAGAAUGAUCUUUGCCCCCACGGGCAAGUUGAACACCGACAUUUCGGACAGCCGCCAGAUCUAUUCCACGGCCAUGGAGGCAGCAAAACUGGCCUACUCCCUCAAUCUACGAAAACCGUUGUUUGUAUUGGGUCCUCUGGAAUCCGCCAAAAGUAUGAAUUACACAUGGAUGCAGGGCGAUUACCGUUACCUUCUGAUGACAUUGGGCGCCCUACAAGGGUAUUACACGCCCUUAAUAAAGCGUCAACUUAACAUUGAACCCCUAACCAAGUACGACACGAUGGGAGUCUAUGGAGCCGACAGUGAUCUCCUGGAUAUAGCUGGAAAGAUCGAAAUGGCCCGUAUUUUGCAUCGUGACACGUGUGCCUCGGACCCUGAAAGGAUGGCUGCACCAUCGAUCGAGGAAUACUACAGGCGAGAAUUUAAUGAGGGCAUGGCCGCUAUGUUGGGCAGUAAACAGAGCCGUUCAGGGUAA
Messenger RNA from Dibothriocephalus latus, 747 nucleotides. Lineage: Eukaryota; Metazoa; Platyhelminthes; Cestoda; Diphyllobothriidea; Diphyllobothriidae. The record is from the annotation of a GenBank genome assembly.